UCACUGCAAGAUCACGCGAAAUAGCUUAAAAAUGUCUACGAAAAUGAAUAAAGUACAGCUUUCGAAGGGUAUUUUGCAAAUGAAAUUUAUGUCACGAACCAAGGAAAAGCUAGACAAAGAAGCAGAAAAUGAACGAGGACGGGCGCUGUAUGCUAGUGAAAUAACGGAUAAAAUGUUAUCGGAAACAGUAAAGUAUGUUAUAGAACCUAGCUAUGCGCCGUGCGAGAAUCUGAUCGAAGGCCGUAUCAGCUACGGUGGCAUGAAUCCAGAAAUAGAGCGAAUUAUUGAAAUCGAGUCCGGUGUAGACGUCGCAAAACGUGAGCAAGAGGAAGCGGCUAAGAAGGCAAAGAUGGAAACAGACGUUCCUGACGCAGAGAUGGCCCGGUUCUACUCCAGUGUAAUGCAUACAAUGAACAAGAAGUAUGAUAACCAUAAAAAGCGACUGCAGCAUCCACUACCGUUAAACAUCAAACGCGCAAGUUGAGUCAUUUAAUAAAUUAGUUGCUUUAUUUCGAUUCACGUAUAGUCUCUACAAUAAGCGAUAGCGUAUUAUUUUUAUUAUACAAAUAUACAACACUUACAGUUCUUUCAAUUUAACUGCAUGAAGCGCAUAAUUUAUA
Messenger RNA from Anopheles moucheti, 620 nucleotides. RefSeq lists its product as uncharacterized. The record is from RefSeq and is a predicted model, not a curated record. Bases 32 to 484 code for a protein of 150 amino acids. NCBI's taxonomy places the organism in Eukaryota, Metazoa, Arthropoda, Insecta, Diptera, Culicidae. Gene Ontology annotation, biological process: maturation of 5.8S rRNA. The transcript is spliced from 2 exons.